GACGCAGGGUUUGAACUCACGAACCUCGAGAUCGUGACCUGAGCCGAAAUCAAGAGUUGGACACUUAACUGACUGAGCCACCACCCAGGCGACCUGAAACAAUGUUGUUUUAUCUUGAGUUACUUAAAACUGGCUGUCUUUCCUAAAUCUGUGGGUCAUGUCUAAGGUGGAAGGCAGUAUUUGAGACAACCCAGAUGCACAGCUUAGAUACCUAGCCGGGAGGAACGGCACAGUUCCUUCCUUAGACUAUAAACAAUGAACUUUAAGGACCCGAUCGAGUACACAUCUCCAGUGCCUUCACCCUCCAUGACUUGAGUUAGUUUGGUGACGGGGCCAUUUGCCACAGCUUCCACCCUCUCUCUGCCCUUUGAACGGCCUGAUGCUCACUAACCGAUGAGCAAAACCUGGAAGAGGUGAGCUGCUGGGCCGGCUAUGUUGCGCACCGUGGUAAGAGAUCUGUGCUUCGCAAAUUGUGCAGCUUCCCAGGGAGUGAAUGGGGCGAUUGUCCUUCACGUAGAGAUGGAAUGUGUUUAGUUUGAGCUGUGUCUUUAUUGUGUAAUUGAUUUGAAGGAGGUGAGGCUAUUAAAAGGAGGUAGAUCCUGGAGCGCAUUUGAAAAUGGAAGGUGAGAAAAUUCCUGGGCCUUAGUGGAGCAGUGUGGGGAGCAGGAAGUAAUCCCCGUUGACAGGGUGUGAGGUGGGAAGUGUUGAGGGCACAGCGGUGUGUGGAGGCGGAAGUAUUCCAGGUAGAACAACGUGUGGAGUAAAAAGUAUCCCGAGUGGAGCAGUGUGUUCGUAGGCAGUAUCCCCAGGUAGAGGGGAGGCUUAGUAGGAAGUGUCCCUGGUGGAGCAGUGUAUAAAGUCACCCCCUAGAACACUGUGGUGUAGGAAGUACUCUGUGUAUGGAGCACAGAGUAUCUCAAUAGGAAGCAUACCAGCAGAAGCCUGUGGAAUAGGAAGACUAUUUGGUGGAGCAGUGUGUGAAGUAGGAAGCCCCCCCCUCCCCCCCCCCCCCGCCCCCCGGAAGUGCCGUGCAGGACGAGGCUCGCUCAGGUGCAGCAACAGCUAGGAGGAAACAUCUGGGCAGAGAGGUGUGUGCCAAGGAAGCUGUCCUUAGAUAGAGCCCCGUUUUGGCAGCAAGUGGUUCACGUCAAGCAAGGUGUGGAGUAGGAAGUAUCCCAGGUAAAGCAGAAUGGGAGAAAACAUCCUGGGUAGCAUGCAGAGCGUGCUCUCCCCUAGAGAGCGGCGGGUAGUAUGGAAGUUUCUGCAUAAAGCAGUUUGUGGAGUAGGAAGCGUAGGACGUAACCUCCGGUGAGCAGUGUGCGGAAUAGGAAGUGUCUCCAGGAGGAAAGUAUGGAGAGAAGGAAGCGGGGAGUGAAGUGGAGCUACCCCCCAUACAGCAGUAUUACUGGUGUCUGGAGUAGGAAACCUUCUGGGUAGAGUAGUUGUUGGAGUAAGAAGAGUAGAACAUAUUCCCGGUAGAGUAGUAUGUGGAGCAAGUAGGAUGUGUCCUGGGUAGGUAAACGUGUGAGUGGUACCCCAGUAAGCAGUGUAGGAGACGCCAGGUACCUGGUAGAGCAGCCUGUGGUGCGUGGGUGAUGAUAGGUCACCCGGAGAGCAGGGUGUGGAAUAGGGGGUGUCCCCUAGAGAGCAGGCUGGAGUUGGGAGAUAUCCUAGUAGGGUCUUCAGGGUGGCUCAGUCGGUUGAGCAUCGGACUCUCUUCAGCUCAGAUAUGAUCUCAUGGUUCGCGCGCUCUGUGCUGAAGGCGCAGAGCCUGUUUGGGACUCUACCUCUCUCUGCCCCUUCCCCACUCACGUUUUCUCUCUCUCUCUCUCUCUUCAAUAAAUUUUUAUUUUUUAUUUUUUAAGGAGGUAUCCAAAUAGAACAGUGCAUGGAGUAGGAAGGAAGCAGGUGAGCUGGCGGGGUGGGGGAAUGCAUUAGGGAGGCUGCUCUUUACUCCUAAGCCUAAGCUCUGGUAUAAAAAUCAAAUCACCUUGUUAAAAAUGCAGAUUUCUCCCUCUCCUGGCAUUCUGAUUCUAUAAAUCUGGGUUAGGACCUAGGAAUGUGCAUUUUAUCACCCAGGCCAGGAAUUGAUGCAAAGACUGAGGAAAGCAGAUGAGGGUCUGUCGGACAGCAGGAGGGCCUUCGUGGGGUCCUCACUAGGUCUGGAUACUGGGGGAAUUCCAGGAGGAAUCAGCUGAAAGUGAGUGGUAAAGGGCACAGAAUUGAAUGCCAGCCUCACCCUCAUCUCAGGGCCGAUUUCUGUCAGGGAGGAGGUGUGAAGGUAGAACAGACUGGUGUCCGGGAGAGAAGGGAACAGGACCCUCCUGGAUAGAAGGGGUGGGUGGGAGGGUCUGUUGUGUUUCCUUCAGUGAUGUCGGUGGAGAGGAGCAUCUUGCUAUAGUGUUCAUAUUUGUUUAUUCAUUACUUUCCUUCCCCUCUGGGUUGUUUAUCAGGCAGAAACACAGUCAUGGGUGUAUGGGCCUGUAUUGUAGAAGAUGCUAGACCCGUUGUGCCCUAUAGUACAGAAGCCACCAGCCACCAUGGUUAUUUAAGUUGAAAUGAAAAGCUGAGUUCCUUAGCUGUACUAGCCCCGUUUCAAGUGCUGGACAGCCACAUGUGGUCCGUGGCUAGCAUAUGGGACAGCACAGGUACAGAACCAUUCCGUCAUCACAGACAGUUCAGCUGCACAGCACUGUUCCAGCGAGUAGAGAAGGACGCAGUGAAAGGUGGUCCAGAGGGUGGGGAAGUCUGAGCAUGGGUCAAGAGCAGAGGGUCUCCAUCACGUGAUGGGUUGUAAGUGCAAAUAAAUCAUUCGGGAGACCCAAAGUUUAAGCUUUUACCCUUGCUCCUUCCCUUUCCCCACCCCAGACUUCUACCGUUUCCGUUUCAGAGGGGGAUCCGGUAUUAACCAGACGCCGUGUUUUGGUUUUCCUGUGUUUUUAAUUCCUUUUCGGUUUUAGAGAAUAUCUGCAAAAACAUUUUCCGCUAAACGAUUCCGUAUCUCAUUUGUGCUGCACAUCACAGAACCGUGUUACUGCAGGUGUGGAGGAAAACAUGACCGAAACAGAUGCCUUCUAUAUGAGUGAAACAUUUGAUCCAGCAGAAAAGUACAAAAUGGACCACAAGAGGAGAGGAAUCGCUUUAAUUUUCAAUCAUGAAAGGUUCUCCUGGCGUUUAACACUGCCAGAAAGGCGAGGUACCAGCGCAGACAGAGACAAUCUUAGGCGCAGGUUUUCAGAGCUAGGAUUUGAAGUGAAAUGCUUUAAUGAUCUGAAAGCAGAGGAGCUCCUGCUAACAAUCCAUGAGGCAUCAUCUUCUAGCCACAUAGAUGCCGAUUGCUUUUUAUGUGUUUUCCUGAGUCAUGGCGAAGGCAGUCACAUUUAUGCACAAGAUACCAAGAUUGAAAUUCAGACUUUGACUGGCUUAUUCAAAGGAGACAAAUGUCAGAGCCUAGUUGGAAAACCCAAGAUAUUUAUUAUUCAGGCAUGUCGGGGAGACCAGCAUGAUGUGCCAGUCAUUCCUCUGGAUGUAGUGGAUCAUCAAAAAAACAUGCUGGAUGUCAACAUAACCCAGGUGGAUGCGGCCUCAGUUUCCACACUGCCUGCUGGAGCAGACUUUCUCAUGUGUUACUCAGUUGCAGAAGGUUAUUAUUCUCAUCGGGAAACUGUGAAUGGCUCGUGGUACAUUCAGGAUUUGUGUGAGAUGCUGGGAAAAUUUGGCUCCUCCUUAGAGUUCACAGAGCUCCUCACCCUGGUCAACAGGAAAGUUUCUCAGCGCCGAGUGGACUUUUGCAAAGACCCAACUGCAAUUGGAAAGAAGCAGGUUCCCUGCUUUGCCUCAAUGCUUACUAAGAAGCUGUAUUUCUUUCCAAAAUCCAAAUGAUAGGAAUAAUUGUGUUUUAUGUAUCUUGUCUAUAUUCAAAACAGAUUUUCUUGUCCUUUUAUAUAAAUAUCACUAAGGUGGAAGCUUAUGGUAUAGCAGUUUAAAAUGUUUUAAGGUUUAAUGAGAACUUAAAAUAGUUGAUGUUGGUAUUAGACAUGCUGAUAUUAAAGGGGUUGAUAUAUAUGAAAUGAAAUCCUCAGGGAAUUACUAUAAAUAAAAAUACACAAACAUUUGUAAUACUUGAUUUUUAUAGUAAAUCUCAAGGUUACUCAAAAAUAUCUGGAAGAUUUAAAUUUGUAUUCUGUGAAGUUUUUAUAAAAGUUUUAUAAUGUUUUUAAAGGUUUUUGAAACCCAAAAACUAGUUUCCCCUUAAUAAAAUAUUUGAAAUCCA
Molecule: messenger RNA, 4273 nt
Organism: Prionailurus viverrinus (fishing cat)
Lineage: Eukaryota; Metazoa; Chordata; Mammalia; Carnivora; Felidae
Gene: CASP6
Product: caspase 6
Exons: 7
Coding region: 3055-3882 (275 amino acids)
Biological process (GO): apoptotic process; proteolysis
Cellular component (GO): cytoplasm
Source: RefSeq, a predicted model, not a curated record